Sinocyclocheilus grahami is the source of this 998-nucleotide messenger RNA. RefSeq names its product tumor suppressor candidate 5 homolog. The coding region runs from base 356 to 811 and encodes 151 amino acids. The record is from RefSeq and is a predicted model, not a curated record. Lineage: Eukaryota; Metazoa; Chordata; Actinopteri; Cypriniformes; Cyprinidae. The transcript has 2 exons. Gene Ontology annotation, cellular component: membrane.
AACCCAUUAUGUAAUAAGUAAAUGCAAUGCUGGUAGGAGGAAUGAGGAAAAAGAUUAAAAAGAGGAAGAUUCCCAAAACAAUGCUCGGGUGUGGUGAAAUAAUCCUCUUGACCCCCCUGAUAUUUCAGGUAUUUCAUCAGUAAUACCUAAGUAAACAUAAAACUACAAGUUGGUGCCUGCAGUCACACUGUAUAAAGUUCUUGUCACUCCUCCCCUACAACCUACAACUCAGCUCCCCUUUGCUGGCUACUUUCAUCGGCAGCACAUAAAAGACUGAACCAGAGUACAGUAUUUCAUACGUUGCUGCAGAUCACAAGGCAAAGGAAAUUACAAUCAAAAUCCAAUAAACUGAAGAAUGGAUCCCAGCCAGUUUUCCAAUCAGCCUCCAGAGGCCUAUAAUUCAUCUGCGAAAUCAGGGUUGCCUGCAGCAGCACCACCAGCAUACCAGCAUAAUCCUGCUGGAUAUCCUCCUUCCUUUCCAAACCAGCCGGUCCCCCAGGGGCCAUAUCCAGGACAGCCUGUGGUCACUGUGCAGUCUGCAGUUUUUGUGACCGCUGCUCCACUGGCUGAUCCAGUGCCAGAUUACCUGGGUUACUCCAUCUUUACCAUGCUGUGCUGUUGCUUACCUCUGGGCAUUGCUGCGCUGAUUUACUCCAUCUCUACUCGAGAUGCCAACUACUCAGGACAGCGAGAAUUAGCAGAGAAGAACUCCAAAAUGGCACGCACCCUGAACCACAUCGGCCUUGGUAUUGGCCUCGUUGUCAUUGUAUUGGUCAUUAUCAGCCAGAUUGUGAUUUGGACUAAUAGAUAAAAGUUGCUAGAGCUGACAUGGUUGGACGCAGAUUACAAACAGAUUUGUUUUUCUGUAUUUUAAAUGUUACUUGCUCAAUUUCUCAUUACUCUAGUAUGCGUUAAGGCUGAUUGUUGUAUGUUUAAACCAAUGAAAGCUACCACACAGUUUCUAUAAUGUGUUGUUCAGAUGUUUUGCUUAUGUGACA